This is a messenger RNA of Acaulospora morrowiae, 198 nucleotides long. The record is from the annotation of a GenBank genome assembly. Lineage: Eukaryota; Fungi; Glomeromycota; Glomeromycetes; Diversisporales; Acaulosporaceae.
AUGUCAGAGUUUAUUGAAUAUGACGAAAAAUCCAAUCAAUGGAUCAAGCAUACCAAUAUCAACAGUACUAGAAUUACUUCCGAACAAAUAAUUGUUGAUGAAGAGGAUACAUCGUUUUUAUCAAGUUCAGAAAAUCAAUCAUCAACAUCUAUUGAAAAUUCGAUUUUUAAAAAAUCUAAUAUUCAAACAGAUAAUUGG